AUGCCUUUGUUCCCAGGCCACCGGUACCUGGGUCCCGGGAAUCCACAGCGCAACGGAGCUCCAGUGGACGAGGACGACGGCAUAGCCAAGUCGCACGACGUAGCCUACGAGCGGGCCAGGAGCCACGAGGACGUCUUUGCUGCUGAUCAGGCAUCUGCGGCUCUCUUCUUGAACGACUUUAGAGGCACGGGUAACUGGCACUCUGCAUUAGGUGCAGUUGGUCUGGGCACGAAGAAUAUUGUGGAACAAUACGUCUUGGGCCGUAGUCUCUAUGGAAUGCCAGGAGAUAGACGGAAACGUGCACAUAACGGGGAAUCAGAUACAGCAGACGCAAAGCGAUACCAGCCUGACUCAACUACCGGCGACACACAAGGUGCGCAGAUGUCGCAGCAGAUGCACACAGACGCCCCCACCCGUCCAGGCGGAGCAGGUGUUGGAGGUGACGGUGAAAAUUCGACAGAGCCGGUUCAGCAGAUUUUGCGCGUACCUCGCGACCACGGAGUCGUCACAGUCUUCCGUGACAGCAAAAUACUCACCACAUGGGCCUACGCAAUGCUGAAGACCAAUUUAGUUUAUGACACCGAGAAAACGUUUCCAGGAGUUCUGACUAUCAUGUCACGCUUGCCAGUGGACCGGCCGUAUCUUUACAUUCCUCACGGCACCUACCUUAACCUACCAGCUCAAACAAGAGCUGUUAGUCGCUCUGUCAAGGUAACCCCUCAUGGUUUACGCACGCCAUGGAAGACUGGCUCUUCGGUUGCCCAACCCGUCAACUCUGACAUGCUAGUCUAUGGCCUUAGCUCCGUCGGACUGAACCACCACUUGGAUACCGGCAUGUGUCAUGUGAAGAAAGGCGAGACAAACAACCCGAUGAAGCCACAGUAUUAUUUACCAUUUCAGGAGAAGGACCACUCGGAUCUGCCUAAGAGCUACUGGGGUCUAAAGAUCACACCCGGAAACGAGGACCACGAUGGCGAUGACGAAAAGAGCAUACCUGCGUGCAUGGGUGUACCACGUCACAACUUUGCUUACGACUUUAUUCACAUUGACAAGGCAAGUCCCCGCUUGACCAAGUUCGUAAACCAGUUUCCGUUCAAAGGUCACGUGGGCACACCUAUAGUCAACUAUGAGUACCAGUUUGCAAGUGACGCAUGGCUAAAGAUGGGUCCAACGUAUAACGCGGGAAACGAGUUGCUAACUCGUACACACCUUGGCCUGCCUGCUGACGUUGUAUCCUACACCACUAGCAACAUGUCAAACUACGAAUCGUUUAAAAACGAUGGCGCACUCACUAUUCAACCGAGUUUGAGUUUUGGGGUACUGGCAGUAAGCAAGUCUAACAAGGACGACCCAGGCAGUACUGAAACGUUACAAGACAUUGCCGCCUUUUGUCAAAUUGACACAGAACUGGUGGUUCACUCUGGCGUAGACACCAUAGUUGCCGACAGUGUUACUUUACCCUCGAACGUGGGGCCUUACUUGCGUCACUCCAACGAAAACAUCAAAGCAAGUUACAACAGCCUCACACGUCACGGACGUCCACUCAACCUCGCUCGCACGGAGUCCGAAGUUACCGAACACAAGGCAGAGCUGCAGGAGAUUGCGACGCCCAUCAUUGUGCUCUCAAACAACGACGUGCUUCCAGAUGACGAGGCCUUCAACCACCGCAUGUGGCGCAACAAGUGGCGACGUGUCCUCCACUAA
Rhipicephalus sanguineus (brown dog tick) is the source of this 1704-nucleotide messenger RNA. RefSeq lists its product as uncharacterized. Bases 1 to 1704 code for a protein of 567 amino acids. Gene Ontology annotation, molecular function: structural molecule activity. The record is from RefSeq and is a predicted model, not a curated record. NCBI's taxonomy places the organism in Eukaryota, Metazoa, Arthropoda, Arachnida, Ixodida, Ixodidae. The transcript has 3 exons.